GACCUGGCAGGCGUUUUGUUUAUUUGCCUUUGCCUUUGCUGCUGGCGAAGGCGACUGACCGAAUCGCUGGGAGUGGAAUGGAGUUGAGUGGAUAUAGCGUAUAUGUGGAUCCAACUGGGAGAGUGGAAAAUGGGAUGUUCUAUGGCUGCAGCUGCCAACAACGCGUAUACGUAAUUUUAUGGCCAAGGCUUCGGUUUGUUCGCUUGCGGCUCAGCCGUUGUUAUUGUUUAUAAGGCAAACGUUCAGCGGACCACUCGGUGGCACUCUUAAAGUGAUUUAAGCCACCCCACUGCCAUGUUUCAUACAGAGACCAAUUAUACAGACAGACAGUGAGCCUAUGAGAGACACAGAGGAAAAAAUGUAUUUUAACAUAAUAAGGGGACUUUUUCAGUUCAUUUCUUAAAAGAUUAUAUUUUUAUUAGGUUUUUGAAUAAAAUAGGAAUUUACUUGGGACAUUUUUUUAGUCUAAGCUAACUUGUUGAUAGUUUUAAAUGUCAGAAUAGUAAGCAUAAUAUUACCCUUAAGUACUAAGUUUCCUCCCAUUCCAAAGAUACAUUUCCCACUGUGUAAGUUUAUAUUUAACUUCAUAUAUGACCAUGACGCAUGAUUCCCCCAUUGUCGCUGUCGUCGUGUCCGGCCAUUAGGCUUUCUUCCGUUUGAUAAGAUAUGACCAGAGUCUAGGGCUACGGGGCAGACGGGGACUCCAAGCACCGGUAACCCAUAUAAAUAUAGACGAGCGUAAUUUAAUAACGAGGCUAGAUAAUUGCCCGCUUUGCCAUUAUUUAUAGUUCACACUUCUAAAAGAUAUAUUAGGAAUUUAUGCACUUGUUUCGGGAAUGUUUAAUGAGCGAUUUGCCAAGAGACUGUGGGAUGCCAGGGAUUAUGGAAUGCCAACUAAUUUGUUGGCUAAGAUGCCUUGAUAUUGGAAUGCCAGUGAUUUCUUGUUGGGUUUAUUACGCUGCUAUAAAUAAACAUAAGUGCGGAAAUUAUUUAAGUUUAUAGUUUUGAGGGAAUAAUUUUCAAUUUUAGAAAAGAACUCAGCAAUGCGGAAUGCUCUUACAAUGCCCAAUAAAUAUCAUUACACUUGAUAAAUCAUUUUGAUUUCCACAAAUCAAUAUUUAUAGCAAUCGUAACAAUGAUUUGGUGCUAUCUUGAUGCAAUCAUACUCUUGGAAAUUCCAUGAGAUAAGAUUUCUCAGAUAAUUUGUUUAAAAUGAAUAUGGCCAAGAAUUUAGUCAGCCAAAAGUAGACAAGACCACAGGGCUUUUGAGACGGCAACAAGUUGCGAAAAAGUGACAAACUGGGAAUAGGAAGCAGCCAUAUACAAGUAUAUAUAGUACAGAUAUAUAUAUAUAUACCCAGACUAAUGUCGAAUUUGUGUUGUUCUAUUGCCAAAAAGAAAAUCGGAAAAUUGUAGAAAAUGUGCUAAACGACAACAGGCAAAAUAAUUUCAUUCGCGUACAAAAACAAGCCGCAAAAUGAGCGACAAGCCAAAAAAGAGCGAAGCAUACAAAUUGCUCUGCAAUUUAUUUUUAUACGAAACGAAACAGACAAACGCCAAUACAAAUAGGAGUCCAUACAUACAUAGGAACAUAUAUAUGUAUGUGUGCAGUUGAGGUUUGCCCCCUAUAUUUGUGCAUGUGUUUGUUUAUUUAUAGAUAUACGUAUACGUGAAGAGAGUCGAUCGAACACUUUUCUCUCAGUGCGCGGCAGUUAUCAGCCAAAAGAACAUUUAUAACCACAAAGGAACACACAUACGCCGCAUUGGCAAAAGGCAGAAACAGCAGAAACGGCAACGAAAACAGCUCAAAUCAAAUAAUGUGCGGCCAGGCCAAAACAGUUUGAGGCAAAACGCUCGCUCGCGAUGACACAAUAGCAAAAUAGUGGCGCUGGCGAUUGAAUUUUGCGCUUAAAAUCAAGCAUACGCAACGUGGUGCGCCCCCGACUAGCUAUAAAUAAAGAAUCGUUCUUUUGUGCCAUUUUUUAAGUGCGCAAAACCAACACAGUUUUCAAAAAUCGUGCCAUAAGUGAAGUGAAGUUAACACGCAAAAUGUUGAGUGAUGAAUAAUUAUAGAUGCCAUUAAAUAUUGUUGAAAAAAACAAAAACAAAUAAAUAAAUACUAAACAAAACAUCUAACGUCAAAGAGAAAAGAAUUCGGUGGAAAGUUUGGUGAAACUGACAGCUGCACGACGGGUCAACGUUUGCGGGAAAUCGGCGUUAAGCGACGCAGCAAUAUGAUCUAUAUAGAUGAUUCAGAGCCGGAAGGUGUUUUGGAACCAGCGUUUCCCAUGCGCGAUGUGACCAUAAAUCGCAACGUCGAUGCCCAUAAACUUUACGAUGUGCUGGGUGAGGUGGGCCGGGGAAAAUUCGGUACGGUAUACAAGUGCAAGGACAAGACGAAUGGCCUGCAGCUGGCGGCCAAGUUCGUGCCGAUACCAAAGCGCGAGGACAAGCGGAAUGUGGAGCGGGAGGUGGAGAUUAUGAAUUCAUUGCAGCAUCACCUCAUUAUACAAUUGUACGCGGCAUACGAAUAUCAGAAAAUGAUGUGCGUCGUCCUGGAACUCAUUGAAGGUGGCGAGCUUUUCGAUCGCGUGGUGGACGAUGAAUUUGUUCUUACCGAAAGGGUCUGCCGUGUCUUCAUUCGCCAGGUGUGUGAGGCCAUGGCUUUCAUCCAUGGCAAUGGCAUAGUCCAUCUGGAUCUGAAGCCCGAAAAUAUUCUGGUACUCACGCAGAAGGGCAAUCGCAUUAAGAUCAUUGACUUUGGACUAGCACGUAAAUUUGAUCCAGAUAAGCGUCUUAGGGUUCUCUUCGGCACACCAGAGUUUGUGGCGCCAGAAGUUGUUAACUUUGACUGCAUAUCCUAUGGAACUGAUAUGUGGAGUGUCGGUGUUAUAUGCUACGUGCUCAUCUCAGGACUGUCGCCUUUCAUGGGCGAGAACGACAUUGAAACAAUGUCAAAUGUAACCAUUGCAAAAUACGAUUUCGAGGAUGAAUGCUUUAAUGGCAUAUCCCCCGAGUGUCUGGAUUUCAUAGCCAAGCUGCUGGCAAAGGACCUGAGUACCCGGAUGACAGCCGCCGAGUGCAUGAAACACAAAUGGCUUCAGCAGCGGCCGGCUACCGCAGCCACAGCCACGCCCAUCACAAAGUCGCCCACCGUGGCGUCCAAGUCGCGCCUGAAGUCUGUGUCUCCGGUGACGGCUCCCUCGGAAUCCUCCGAGGACUCCACGGAAACCAUCGAGGACGAAGAAGACGAGGAGGUAGAAGUGGAGCAGUCCAAGCAGGAGGAUAGCAAGCAGGACGAGGAGCUGGCCAAGCUCUGCAGCGCCGCUGAACUAGAGGACAAAGAGCUGGAUGCCACGAAGGACAAUCUAAAGAACUUUAUCGUGCGCUGGGAGACGCAUCCGAACAGUCCGUACGUGUUCGACGUCGAAGGCAAUGUGAUUGCACCGUUGAGCGAGACGAGCUACCCGCAUCCCCGGAGGACCCAGGACAGCCUCUCCUCCUCUAGAGUUUGUUCACCUUCGCCAUGCGAAUCGAUUGCUACUAUGACGGAUGACGAGCAAGGUGAGGAUGACAACCUGCAUGAAGAAGAGGAAGCCCGCAGUGUGGACAACGAGAGUCCACAUUCGGUGGCCACGCCAAUAAAUGAAUCCAAGGAGAAACUAUUCCCAACAGUGACCACCUCCAGUCCGGCUACACCCACCCCGCAACACCUAUUUAAUGAGAACUUCGAUGAGUUCUCCGGGAGCCAAUCCACCGCCCAGCAGCAGAGGAGUAUGAAGAGCUACCUGCACACUUUUGAUCGUAGGAACUCGGAUACCACCUACCUUCUGGGUCGUCGAAGUUCCGGGGAACGUGUUAAUCUGGCGGAUGAGAUACGGAAGCUAUCCGAUCACCUGCUCAUGCUGGCCGAGAUCAACACCAAGUUGGGGGAUGCCAAUAACAACAACGGUAGUAGUAGUAGUGGAGCAGCUCCUAAUCCUCCAGCUCCUGCUGCUCCUUCCAUUUCUGUGGCUCCUUCUGGUAGCACUUCUACCAAAACCUCUGAGAUCAGUCAGGAAGGGAAUAGGUGGACCAGCAAAACCACAUCUAGCAGCAGCUGGAAUCGGCCCACUGCGAAAGGAGGAUUGCUCAGCCAGGCUAGCAGUAGUUCUCAGAGCCAAAGCAGCUAUGAUGAUGGUCAGGGCAAGACCAAGAUCAGUUCACUCUCUGUAAGAUUACAGCAGUCUAUCGAGGAGACACCCAAGUUAAGCAAUGGCAACAGUUCCACAAGCAAGUCGCUUUUGCAAUCCCAGCGCAAGUCCACGGUGCAUACCAUGAGCAGUUCCAAUGCCAAGAGCAUCACCAGCCAGCAUGUACAAAAAACCAGCACCACCUCUUCGAAGGUGUUCUCCAGCAGCACCAGCAGCAGCACGUCGACAAGCUCCAGCAAUCAAGUCACCUCCAGCACCAGCAACCAAUUGCCCUACAGCGUCAGCAACCCAAUCUCUACCAGCGCCAGUAGCGAAUCAGCCAGCAGUCGCCGUGCCAAAUUCCGGAUAAAUCAGAUGAGUCGAGAUGUGCCUGUGGGACUGCCGGACACCCAUCAAACCGUGAAUCUGGAGGAGGCGGCUAACACCACCAAGGACUGUCUGCUACAUCUGCUAGAGAAGUACAAUGAGACUCGCAUCCGCAAUCCGGUGGGUCGUCACCAGAGCAUCAGCGUGGACUGGCAUGUCAGCGACAAUCUGGAGUACCGUUCCAUGAGCUCAAUCAAUGCCUUCUUCCAACGGCACAAUCACAAUGGUGGAGGCCACAACGUUCGGCACAUUCAAGCCCAAUUAGAGGAAAAGGCGGCGGGGAAGUAGGUGACCAGUUCAGAGGAGUCCACUGUAUAUAUCCGAUAUAUAUAUAUAUAUAUUUGUAUGUAGGGAACAGAUCAACUAAAUGGAACAUAGGUAAAACUACAAAGCGUCGAAUCAAACAAAUUAAUAUUUAUAAACUUGAUGUAAGCAAUAAAUCAAAUUAAAUUAUUGAAUAAAAGUGAAAAUGCAAUUGCUUUCCGUUGAUUUGGGUUUCGAAUCACCAUAAUCUCUUAAUUACAUUGAUAAAAAUAAACAAAAACCACGAUGUUUACUACCAACUAGAAAAUCAAAAACAAUUUAUUGCAGAAAAACAAAUAUUAACUUAUAAAAUGUACAAAAUUUGUUUAAUAAUCUACGGCUACAACCAAAGCGAUGGAUAGGAUUAGAGUCAAUUAAUAACAAACAAACAUGUAAAUGAUUUUAUGCAGAUGGUUUUGGGUAUUUUUUGUGUUUUGUAUUUUGUAUUUUGUAAAGAGAACAUUCGGUGUUGUUUUGUGUUUUGUGUUUUGUUUAUUGAAGUAUGAGUGUUGCGUAUGAUAUAAUUAAACAUAGAAUAUCUAUACAUAUAAAUAUUAGGAGAAUACUUUGGAUUUUGUUCUUAGUUAGGCCUUACAAAUAUAUGCUUUGUAUGUUAUUAUGAAGGAUAGGCUCUGCCUAUGUGUAUAAUAUAGUAAUCUAGUUUUUGUACAUGAUAGUUUUAGGCAAAAUUGUUUUCAUAAUUUGCCCAGAGAUCAUAGCAAAUCAUAAAAGACAUUUUUACCACUGGUUAGGGUUAAGAAAUGAGAGCGCGACAAUUUUGUGUGCAUUCGGCGGCCGCGCAAAUAAUCAUGGCAUCCAAACGUGCAGAAAUUGACGAAAAUAAUUCAAA
Molecule: messenger RNA, 5712 nt
Organism: Drosophila eugracilis
Lineage: Eukaryota; Metazoa; Arthropoda; Insecta; Diptera; Drosophilidae
Product: myosin light chain kinase, smooth muscle
Exons: 9
Coding region: 2235-4847 (870 amino acids)
Biological process (GO): protein phosphorylation; positive regulation of apoptotic process; intracellular signal transduction
Cellular component (GO): nucleus
Molecular function (GO): ATP binding; protein serine/threonine kinase activity
Source: RefSeq, a predicted model, not a curated record